Messenger RNA from Pocillopora verrucosa, 1247 nucleotides. RefSeq lists its product as uncharacterized. The record is from RefSeq and is a predicted model, not a curated record. Gene Ontology annotation, cellular component: nucleoplasm; cytoplasm. NCBI's taxonomy places the organism in Eukaryota, Metazoa, Cnidaria, Anthozoa, Scleractinia, Pocilloporidae.
ACUCCUUUCUUCGUCAUGGCAGGACCUUUAGUUUCUGUAGGACAGUCUACAAUCAAUAGUUCCCAUUCGUUGCACGCUGGGUCAAGCAAAGGAGACUUGUCAAUUUUGAUACUGCCAUUUAAUUAUAACCGACCUGUUUCCUACGAUCACAACAAUGGUGAUGUGGAGUCUACAGGCGACGAUUUUGAUUCAUGUGACGAGGAAAACAACUACCCAAGCGAGUUUGAUUUCCUCGAUCAAAAACAUGGACAGAUCUGUAGGCGAAAUGGUGAGAAAAAACUUUCCGUUGCUGUGAAGGCCAAAAGGAAAUGUAGUCAACGGGAUACUCGGAAGGUCAUCUCCUCGUCAAAAGGAAGUUUUACAGGAUCUGACGAUUCUGACGUUGGCCUUACUAAUAAGGAAUUGCGGAUCAGGGAAAUAAGGAUUGAGAAUACGAAGAGAAAGCGGGAGAAUAAGAUCAAAGCAAAGAAACGGAAAGGGGUUACUGAGAAAACUGAGGUGCAGUCGGAGAAGGAGAAGAAACCUCUAAAAAGCUGUCUUAGAAAAUCUGUAAGGAAGAACCCAGUAAGUGUUUGUGCCAACCAAACAGCCAAUCCACCAUCAUUUUAUAACAAUUCUGACUUUAUUCUUAAUUCAAACAACAACGGUGUUAAAUUUGAAGAUCAGUCAUACAUUAACUUGCUGAUUGAACUUCAAAACCGUGAGAUCACACCUGAGGAUUACGACUUGCUCCUCCAGUUGGAUUCCUCUGUUCAGCCUAAGACCUUAUCUACCGCCCAAAUUAAGAGACUGUCAUCAGAUAAAGUAACAAGUGAAAUUGAUGACUUGUGUAGCAUUUGCAUAGAAGACUAUGUCUCAGGGGAUGAGAGAAACUUUUUGCCCUGUGGUCAUCACUUUCAUAGCUUUUGUAUAAAGACUUGGUUAGGUACUACAUCAGAUAGAUGCCCCAUUGAUGGGAAAGAAGUUAGGUAACAUUAUCUUUGACAAACCCUUUUAUGGGGAGUGGGUAAUAACUAGCUUGAAUGUAAGAAUAGGAUCUUGGGUAGAAAAUGAACAUACCCUUUCACUCAGCAGUUUGAUUUUGAUGCAUGCCCACAGCAACAAUGCUUGCAUGUAGUCAUGACCUUUAUUGUCACAUACCAUAUUUUUGUAUUGAUUCUAUAUUUUUUAUAAUAAAUUCUCUCCAGUAUGUUCAGGCUUGUGCAUAAACAACUUGGAAGUUGUAGACUUAAGUUGUAUUUUUUUUU